Molecule: messenger RNA, 510 nt
Organism: Halichondria panicea
Lineage: Eukaryota; Metazoa; Porifera; Demospongiae; Suberitida; Halichondriidae
Product: cytochrome c oxidase subunit 6B1-like
Exons: 3
Coding region: 156-392 (78 amino acids)
Cellular component (GO): respiratory chain complex IV; mitochondrion
Source: RefSeq, a predicted model, not a curated record
GAGCGCAUUAUAUAGAAACCCUUCAAGUUCAAAGGGUAAAAGUUAAAGUUUCUUACUAACCUACAAGGGGUCAAAGGCUAAGGUAAUUUGUUUUUCACGUGACACAUUUCUAGGUCAAAGUUCAUCAAAAGCAAGAACAAUAAGUUUGUGGAGUUAUGGCCCAGGAGAUCAAGGUUGAGACGGCCCCCUUCGAUGCACGCUUUCCUAACGUCAACCAGACCAGGCAUUGCUGGCAACACUAUGUGGACUUUCACAAGUGUGAGAAAGUAAAGGGCGAGGGAGCUGAUGUGUGUCAGUACUUCCAGAAAGUCUACCGCUCAAUGUGUCCCGUCGCCUGGACAUCAGACUGGGACGAGCAGAGAGAGGCUGGAAGCUUCCCCGGCAAAGUCUAAGACUGGAAUAGUUUAGCACAACCAACUCUUGUUAUAUCCACUGUGUAUUCUAGCUAGUGGUGCUCUAUAGUCAACCAAUGUUCGAAACCAAUAAUUAUCAUUAAUAAAUGAUUUCAAA